AUGCACGCACACUUAUUUAAGGGACGAUUUGGAGAGAAGAUCGAGUUCCACACAGCAGCAAGUGGCUCGUUCAGCAAGCGGGAGUUUGACGAGCUGAUGCACGUCCACAGCUCUGCACUGGCAUCUCGCGCUGCAACACUCGGUUUCUCCCCCUUGUCAGAGCUUAAGUGCUGUUUGAUUCUUCCAUGCGCGGCAAAUGAGGAGGAAAUAUUUCGCGUCGGAAAGAACGUCCACACCACGCUAAAAAUCGAAGGAAGUUUGUAUUUUCAAGAGAUGGAAACCUGUGCUUCCAAACCUCGCAGUGAUCAGCUCGAGUGUCCAAGUGACAACGAUUGUCCAACGGAAGAGCGCUUCCGUCAGUUUGCGAGAUACCGCGUCAAGGCGAAAGAGGUUGGUUAUUAUUGAGUGGCUACGCAUUCGUACGGUGAUCUCACGUGUGGGUUUAUGCGAUUCGGUGCAGUCUGUAUCCGCAGAGGUUGCCCUGCCAAGUCGAACUAGCGUGGAUCCUUAUAUGUCGUACCAGCAACCGCGCAAGAUAAAAUACUGUCUCGAGAUGUUGGAUUCAUCAAAAUGGACCUCUUGUCUUGAUGAUUAACGAGGACACAACAAGGGGGUUAUUAUUCGGUAUAACUGGUUACUUGGUUAAUAUUACUUCGAAGUACUAUUUUCUGUCA
Phytophthora infestans T30-4 is the source of this 674-nucleotide messenger RNA. RefSeq lists its product as uncharacterized. The record is from RefSeq and is a predicted model, not a curated record. The coding region runs from base 1 to 405 and encodes 134 amino acids. NCBI's taxonomy places the organism in Eukaryota, Oomycota, Peronosporomycetes, Peronosporales, Peronosporaceae. The transcript is spliced from 2 exons.